Hippoglossus stenolepis (Pacific halibut) is the source of this 593-nucleotide messenger RNA. RefSeq names its product presequence translocase associated motor 16 (gene pam16). Lineage: Eukaryota; Metazoa; Chordata; Actinopteri; Pleuronectiformes; Pleuronectidae. The transcript has 5 exons. The coding region runs from base 133 to 513 and encodes 126 amino acids. Gene Ontology annotation, cellular component: TIM23 mitochondrial import inner membrane translocase complex. The record is from RefSeq and is a predicted model, not a curated record. Gene Ontology annotation, biological process: protein import into mitochondrial matrix.
ACCAGAGUCAACUUGAAUCUUUGCGCUAGUGACGCUUCCUUGAACUUUGACCCUUCACUAACCUUCAGUGGUGUACAUGUGAGGAGCGUCGGGUCCGAACACUGUCCCCGGACGAGACUUCGCUGCACAGCAAUGGCCAGGUAUCUUGCACAGAUCAUUGUGAUGGGGGCGCAGGUGGUGGGACGUGCGUUUGCUCGUGCUUUACAACAAGAAUAUGCAGCGAGCCAAGCAGCAGCGCGGGCCAGGGGCCGCUCAGGGCAGCAGUCAGCCGCUGCCACCAGCAUCACCGGGAUGAGUCUGCAAGAGGCGCAGCAAAUCCUCAACCUCACCACGCUCACCCCUGAGGAGAUUCAAAAGAACUAUGAGCAUCUUUUUAAAGUCAAUGACAAGGCAGUGGGCGGUUCAUUUUACGUACAAUCAAAAGUGGUGCGGGCUAAAGAGCGUCUAGAAGAAGAGCUGAGUAUUGAGUCACAAAAACAAAAGCAGCCGUCACAGCAGAAUACGGAAACAUGAAGUAUGAAAUGAUGUCCGCCCUCUCCUUCCUCCCCCUGUCCUCUGUAAAUUAUGACCCAAUAAAAACCUCCUUUUCUCUA